This is a messenger RNA of Arachis stenosperma, 417 nucleotides long. RefSeq lists its product as uncharacterized. Bases 1 to 417 code for a protein of 138 amino acids. Gene Ontology annotation, biological process: DNA repair; telomere maintenance. The transcript has a single exon. Lineage: Eukaryota; Viridiplantae; Streptophyta; Magnoliopsida; Fabales; Fabaceae. The record is from RefSeq and is a predicted model, not a curated record. Gene Ontology annotation, molecular function: DNA helicase activity.
AUGAAUAGGUUAAUUUGUGAUAAGCUCCGAUAUGAUAGAAGACAGUCGGCUAUAGAGCAUGAAACUUACAUGCAAUACCUAACUGAUGAGCAAAUAGUUGUCUACCAAAAAGUCAUAGAGGCUGUUCAGAAUAGCAACGGCGGAGUAUUCUUUCUAUAUGGUUACAGGGGGACUGGAAAAACCUUUGUUUGGAAGACAUUAGCGUCUGCAUUGAGAUCAAGGUCACAAGUUGUGCUUACUGUUGCUUCAAGUGGGAUUGCAUCUCUACUAUUACCUGGUGGUCGAACAACACAUUCACAUUUUGCAAUCCCACUAAACUUAGAUGAAUUCUCAACUUGCAACAUAAGUCAGGGUAGCGCAUUGGCUGAGCUAUUAAUUAAAACAAUGCUAAUCAUUUGGGAUGAGGCCCCAUGGUGA